This is a messenger RNA of Torulaspora globosa, 1029 nucleotides long. It is a transcript of the gene ADO1, whose product is annotated as adenosine kinase. NCBI's taxonomy places the organism in Eukaryota, Fungi, Ascomycota, Saccharomycetes, Saccharomycetales, Saccharomycetaceae. Bases 1 to 1029 code for a protein of 342 amino acids. Gene Ontology annotation, cellular component: cytosol; nucleus. Gene Ontology annotation, molecular function: adenosine kinase activity. Gene Ontology annotation, biological process: purine ribonucleoside salvage. The record is from RefSeq and is a predicted model, not a curated record. The transcript has a single exon.
AUGUCUGGAGUGUCGCCUCAGUUGGUUUGUUUGGGUAACCCGUUGUUGGAUUACCAGGCCACCGUUUCUCCCGAAUAUUUGAAGAAAUAUGGAUUGAAGGCCGAUGAUGCGAUCUUGGUCGACGCUAAAUCCGGCGAUCCAAAGAUGGCGAUCUUCGAGGAGAUGUUGGGGUUCGACGAUGUGAAGUUUGUUGCGGGCGGUGCUGCUCAGAACACCGCCAGAGGCGCGGCGUACGUCCUGGGCCGCAACCAGGUCGGCUACUUUGGGUCCGUUGGCGAGGACAAGUAUUCUGAGAGAUUGCUGCAGGAGAACAACGCCGCAGGCGUGGUUUCUCUGUAUCAGUUCCAGAAGGAGAUCGGCACUGGCAAAUGUGCUGCGAUGAUCAACGGCCACUACAGGUCGAUGGUGACCGACCUGGGUGCUGCGAACCAUUUCACGCCAGACCACCUGGAUAGGCACUGGGACGUCGUCGAGAAGGCCAAGCUCUUCUACGUCGGGGGUUUCCACUUGACCGUGUCUCCAGAGGCCAUUUUGAAGUUGAGCAAGCAUGCUCAGGAGACAGGCAAGCCUUUUGUGUUGAAUUUGAGCGCUCCGUUCAUCCCGCAAUUCUUCAAGGGCCCAUUGGAGCAGGUGUUGCCAUACACCACUUAUGUGAUCGGUAACGAGUCCGAGGCAGCAUCGUACGCCGAGUCGUUCGGGCUGCCCGCCGACCAGAGAGACUUGGUUUCGAUCGCCAAGCACAUCGUCGGUGACUCCAAGGACAGGACCGUCGUUUUCACCCAGGGUCUCGACCCUACCGUCGUUUACUCUGCGCAGGGUGCCAAGAGCUACCCGGUGAGACCUUUGGAGAGCAGCAAGAUUGUUGACACGAACGGGGCCGGAGAUGCGUUUGCCGGCGGCUUCAUGGCUGCGUUGACCCAGGGCAAACCGCUUGAAACUGCCAUUGACAUGGGCCAAUGGCUGGCUGCUUUGUCCAUCCAAGAGGUCGGGCCUUCGUACCCAAAGAGCAAGCUUGAGUACCAAGCUUAG